AUGGCUUCCCGUAACCAGAACCGUCCUCCUCGCAGCUCCUCUAACAAAAAGGUGGGUGCCGAAGAAGUGCUCUCAGACAGGGGUCGAAGGAUUGGAGCUGGGAGUGCUAGAGCGCCGCUUUCUUCUGUGAACAAUCAGUCAGAUGAUGCGGUGGCGAGUGACGUUGCGGAAUGUAGUACUGUUGAGUUCACAAAAGAGGAUGUAGAGACAUUGCUGAAUGAGAAGAUGAAAAAGGGGAAUCCUUAUGAUAAUAAGAAAAAAAUGGACCAGAUGGUGGAUCUUAUUAAACGGCUUAAGCUCUGUGUUAGAUGGUUUAAAAAAGUUGAAGAAGAUAAUGUUCAAGAAAAAGAAAAGCUUCAGUCUGAACUGGAGUCUGCUGAGAAGAAGUGCAGUGAUACUGAGACUGAGAUGAAAAAUAAGAUUGAGGUGUUGAAUGAGACUAUAGCUGAUUUGAGGAAGACAAUUUCUUCUUUAGAAGAGAGAAUUGCGAAUGAAGAAUCAGAUAAAUUGGAAGCAAUUAAUUGUUAUAGAAAAGAAAAGGAAGCCAGAAGCGCAGCUGAGAAAGUCCGGGAUGAGAAAUCAGCUGAGCUUGAGAAAGUUCGAGAUGAGAAAUCAGCUAUUGAGCAGAAGGCCAUUUCAAAUGAGGGCGAGUACAAGCGAUCACAAGAGUAUAAUAUGAGCCUGCAGCAGUACAACAGUCGUCUUCAGUCAGAUCUUGAAACAGCUAAUGAGGCACAUAAACGACUCGAAACAGAGAAAGCAACCAUUGUUGAGAGUCUUGGUAAUGUUAGAGUUCACAAUAAGGCAUUGCAGGAUCAGAUAGUAUCUCUUAAAGUCUCACAGGAUGAGGCUAUAAAGCAGAAAGAUAUGUUAGCAAAUGAACUAAAAUGCCUCCGUCAAGAAUUAAAACAAAUUAGAGAUGAUCGUGAUCACCAACAAGGGCAAGUAAAUGCUUUAACUGGAGAAAUAGAAAAGUACAGAGAAUAUACGGUGAAAUCAUGUGCUCAAUUGGAUACCUUGAUGAUUAAAACAAAUGCUCUUGAGGAGACUUGUUCUUCUCAAAAGGAGCAAAUAUAUAUACUCCAGCAGCAGUUGACUUCUGAAAAGGAGAAAUUAAAGAUGGUUGAUUUAUCUGCUUCAGAAACAAGAAAAGUAUUUGAAGAGCAGAAAAGAAUUAUACAUGAACUACAGGAUCGACUGGCAGAUAAAGAAUUUCAGGUUGUUGAAGGAGAAAAGCUAAGGAAAAAAUUGCACAAUACUAUCCUGGAGCUAAAAGGAAAUAUUCGUGUGUUUUGCCGCGUGCGACCUUUACUACCGGAGGAUGGUGUGGGAACUGACAUGGUUGUUUCUUACCCUACAUCAACAGAAGCGAUUGGCCGGGGCAUUGAAUUGGUACAAAGUGGGCAGAAGUAUUCUUUUACAUUUGACAAGGUGUUUAAUCAUGAGGCUUCUCAGCAUGAUGUUUUCAUCGAGAUAUCACAGCUGGUACAAAGUGCACUUGAUGGCUACAAGGUGUGCAUCUUUGCUUAUGGGCAGACGGGUUCAGGAAAAACAUAUACAAUGAUGGGUAGGCCUGAUGCCCUAGAUCUGAAAGGGUUGAUACCACGUUCUUUAGAACAAAUAUUCCAGACUAGUCAGACCCUGAAAGACCAGGGGUGGAAAUACAAAAUGCAGGCAUCAAUACUGGAAAUAUAUAAUGAGACCAUUCGGGAUUUGUUAUCAUCAAAUCGGUCAAGUGGGAUUGACCAGAUGCGAACAGAAAAUAGUGUUCCUAGCAAGCAGUACACUAUUAAACAUGAUGCAAAUGGAAACACACAUGUUUCCGACCUCACAAUUUUAGAUGUUAGUAGCGUGAAUGAGAUUUCCUCCCUCCUGCAACAGGCUGCGCAAAGCCGGUCUGUGGGAAAAACACAGAUGAAUGAACAGUCAUCAAGAAGCCACUUUGUCUUUACUUUGCGUAUAUGUGGGAUAAAUGAGAACACUGAACAACAAGUUCAAGGUGUCAUAAACCUGAUUGAUCUGGCUGGAAGUGAAAGAUUGUCAAGGAGUGGGGCAACUGGGGACAGGUUGAAGGAAACUCAGGCUAUCAACAAAAGUCUCUCCUCUUUGAGUGAUGUCAUAUUUGCUUUGGCAAAGAAAGAGGAGCAUGUUCCUUUUAGGAAUUCAAAGCUGACAUACCUUCUCCAGCCAUGUCUUGGUGGGGAUUCGAAGACGUUGAUGUUCGCUAACAUCUCGCCUGAUCAAUCUUCAACGGGUGAGUCACUUUGCUCUCUCCGCUUUGCGGCCAGAGUCAAUGCCUGUGAAAUUGGAAUUCCGCGGCGUCAGACUCAGACAUCCACACGGUCCUUAGAUUCUCGAUUGAGCUGUGGUUAAAGGAGAGGUUUGCCUCCACACACGCAUCAUCAUUGACAAAAAAUAAUUGUUCUUUCCUGCUUUAGCGGUAGAGAAAAAUGUAUUCUGUAUGCUGCUGUGGUAAUUGUAAGAGUGUAAAAUUUUAGAGAAUCGAGCUUGUGUAAAUUGGUUGGAGAGGCUUGGCUUUAGCCUCCAAAGAUACUACUGAUAAUUUGUACCA
This is a messenger RNA of Gastrolobium bilobum, 2572 nucleotides long. RefSeq names its product kinesin-like protein KIN-14C. Gene Ontology annotation, molecular function: microtubule motor activity; microtubule binding; ATP binding. Bases 1 to 2373 code for a protein of 790 amino acids. The record is from RefSeq and is a predicted model, not a curated record. Lineage: Eukaryota; Viridiplantae; Streptophyta; Magnoliopsida; Fabales; Fabaceae. The transcript is spliced from 17 exons. Gene Ontology annotation, biological process: microtubule-based movement.